This is a messenger RNA of Scophthalmus maximus (turbot), 1869 nucleotides long. It is a transcript of the gene ssuh2.1, whose product is annotated as ssu-2 homolog, tandem duplicate 1. The record is from RefSeq and is a predicted model, not a curated record. The coding region runs from base 71 to 1165 and encodes 364 amino acids. The transcript has 12 exons. NCBI's taxonomy places the organism in Eukaryota, Metazoa, Chordata, Actinopteri, Pleuronectiformes, Scophthalmidae.
UUCGAACCGGAAAUUCUCCCGGGUACUUCGUAUUUUCUUGUAGUCGCAACGUCCGUGAAGCAGCGGCGCGAUGGACGAGGAGCUCGGUGCAUUUGAUCCCAACAUACCAGAGGAGGGACCGUCAGCGCCCCCUCCUGGUUGGCUGGAUGACAUACACGGAUACCAGGGCCACAAAGGAGGACAGGACGACAACCCGUUGUACCCACCUCCCCCUGCCUACAACCCCCAGCCUGAGCUCAACAGGAACACCCUGGUGCCCAACGUCAGGGUCCCGACAGUAUCGGAGGACGAGGCCAGACAUGCCCUGCUCAAGUUUGUGGAAUCGAAAUGGACAUACAGCUCAAAACCUGCCAGGAACCUCACCUUCAAAGAGCUGAAACCCAUCACCGUCUACAGGUAUCGACUGGAGACCUACACUGAGACCAGAACCAGCACCUGGCAGUUUGAGUCGUACAACGGACAAAUGGUGGACGGGCCCCAGUACGGCAUGUGUCCCGCACCGUGGGACAUCCCAGUGACGCUACCUCAGAGAUACACCGACAUGGUGGAGAAGGUCCGCGUGCCGCACACGUCCUUCGUAAAGCUUUGUCACACGUGCAACGGCUGUGGACGAACCCGCUGUGUCAGCUGCUACGGUCGAGGCGUGAAGCGUUGCACAAUCUGCUACCACGGCCGGUCCAGGAACAAGCGCUGCACCUCCUGCCACGGCCGAGGUCGCAAGAGAUGUACCCACUGUCACGGCCACGGCUACAAGACCUGCUCCAUCUGUCACGGCAGCAAGAACCUGCUGCAUUUCAUCCUGCUCACCGUCACGUGGAAGAACAACGUCGGCGACUUCAUUCCCGACCGUCAGCCCGACUUCCCCGACAAGAAGUUCAAGAAGGUGACCGGCGAUCCUUUCUUCGUCGACGAGAGCGUUCUGGUUUACCCCAUCCAGGGUUUCCCCGAUCAGGAGAUCUGUGAUGUUUCUACAAAACUGAUUAACGAACACCUGAAUCGCUUCAGCUCCACCAGCCGCAUCCUGCAACAGCGUCAGACCAUCGAGCUGGUGCCGCUGACUCACGCUCUUUACUCCUACAAAGGAAAAGACCGCAGCUUCUUCGUCUACGGAACGGAGAAACAAGUGUUCACCGCCAAAUAUCCCUCCGCCUGUUCUAUUUCAUAGUGAACAACCACAUAGAUGUACAGACAGAAAAUCCAUCGCAGGGAUUUCGCCCACACACAACACGACUUUUAAAGAUUUUUUUUCUGUCAGGUUCCAUACAAAUCAUGUAUAAUCGUAUAAAUGAAAUGUGUGUAUACUAACGUAUUCUACCUCUUCACCGUCGGGUCGGACUGAACAUGUGUUCUUUUUUUUUUUCUGUGGCGUCAUUUCUCACUCAGUAAAUCAUCCGUUUAAAAUCCUCUGGUUCAUAUUAACAGAAAUAAAUGUGCAUAUUACGCCUCCAGGUGAAAACUGACAAUCUGGUCAGUGUCGCUUUGACGUAAAUGCAAGAAGCCAUUAAAAUGUAAAUUGUUUUAUAAUGUUUAUUUCUACUCUCCUGGGCUGAAACACUCGUCACUAUUCGAAGUUAACUUUUUUAUAAUAGAGUUUAGUUUGUGCGACUCAUGUAAAAUCAGUUCACUGAAGUGUUGAAUCAAUCAUUUGUGUUAUGGGAAGUCUGUUGUUGCUUUACAUCUCUCAUCCGUCUCUUCAAUUUUACAUUUUAAAUGUUCUACUGUUUCUACUGUUCCUCUUCAUUUCAUUGGUUGGCAAAAAGUGAUAUGGUGCUUUAAUCUCUGAUUGAACCUUUAAUGUGUCUGUUCAGCAGCGUUUGACACCCGGAUGAGAAAAUGACUCUUUGUAUUAAAACUUUUAUAAUAGUGGGA